Molecule: messenger RNA, 1155 nt
Organism: Neopelma chrysocephalum (saffron-crested tyrant-manakin)
Lineage: Eukaryota; Metazoa; Chordata; Aves; Passeriformes; Pipridae
Product: keratin, type II cytoskeletal 5-like
Exons: 6
Biological process (GO): intermediate filament organization; keratinization
Cellular component (GO): keratin filament
Molecular function (GO): structural constituent of skin epidermis
Source: RefSeq, a predicted model, not a curated record
AUGAACAGAACCUUCAGCAUGAGGGCAGGGCCCGGGGGCAGGUCCUACAGCGCUGCCUCGGCCAUCGUGCCCAGCAGCAGCAGGGCUGGCUUCAGCUCCGUGUCCGUGGCACGGGCAGGAGGAGGAGGAGGAGGAGGAGGAGGAGGAGGGGGCGGCUUUGGGAGGCUCGUCGGGGGAGGUGGAGGCGGUGGCGGGGGAGGUUUUGGCAGCAGGAGCCUCUACAACCUCGGGGGCAGCAAGAGGAUUUCCAUCGGGGUCGGGAGCAGCUUCAGGGCCGCCUUUGGAGGGGGAGCCGGGGCAGGAGGAGGGUUCGGCUUCGGCGGAGGGGCUGCGGGGCUGGGCUUUGGGGGCGGGCACACAGGAGCAGGAGGGUUCGGCUUUGGGGGGCUCGGGGGGCUGGGAGGGUUCCCCGCGGGGUUGGGAGGGGGCAGGAACCCGGCAGGAUUCGCCGGUGGCCCCUCCGGGGUGGGCACGAUCCAGGAGGUGACGGUGAACCAGAGCCUGCUGGCCCCCCUCAACCUGGAGAUCGACCCCAGCAUCCAGCAGGUCCGCAAGGACGAGAAGGAGCAGAUCAAGACCCUCAACAACAAGUUCGCCUCCUUCAUCGACAAGGUGCGGUUCCUGGAGCAGCAGAACAAGGUGCUGGAGACCAAGUGGACCCUCCUGCAGGAGCAGGGGCAGAAGAACAACUCUGGCAAGAGCAACCUGGACCCGCUGUUCGAGGCCUAUGUGGGCAACCUGCGGCGGCAGCUGGGCAGCCUCCUCAGCGAGAGGGGCCGCAUGGACGGAGAGCUCAGGAACAUGCAGGACCUUGUCGAGGACUUCAAGAACAAGUACGAGGAGGAGAUCAACCGGCGCACGGCGGCGGAGAACGAGUUUGUGGUGCUCAAGAAGGACGUGGACGCUGCCUACAUGACCAAGGUGGAGCUGGAGGCCAAGGUGGACGCGCUGAGCGACGAACUCAACUUCCUGCGCGCCCUCUACGAGGCGGAGCUGGCCCAGCUCAGCGCCCAAGUGUCCGACACGGCCGUCAUCCUGUCCAUGGACAACAACCGCGACCUGGACCUGAGCAGCAUCAUCGCCGAGGUGAAGGCGCAGUACGAGGACAUCGCCAACCGCAGCCGCGCCGAGGCCGAGGCCUGGUACCAGACCAAG